AUGUUCAUCGAAACCCUGAUCACGGAGUACCACGUCCAUUCAUCCCACGCUCUGUGUUCGUGCGUCGUCACCCGGCUCGAUCACUUCCUGGACACCAAGCGCAACUUGCCCCGCGAGUACAUCGUCGCCCACAUCGCCCUACCCCUGCCUGCCACCUCCGGUAAACCACCCACUACGCGCACCAUCGGCUUCCUCAAGUUCGAGCGCUGCUGGCGGAGCUGGGACCCCAUCAGCGUAUACGAGCCCAUCGAGAUCCCGGCCACCCGACGCGAGUGGCACCCCGCGGACGACACCCUCGGCGUGUACGAGCCCGACUUCUGCCCGUGGGCGUCGCGCCGCCCGACGCUCCUCCGCUCCAGCCGCGGCCUGGCAGUCCCGCUCGCGCGCGCGCUCGUCGCGGCGUGCGCGCUGCGCCGCAUUCACCCUGACUGCAUCGGAGACGCGUACGCGCACGCGUGGUUCGCCCGCGGCUUGUGGGAGCGGCUCGUGGACUCGGACGCGGCGGACGGCAGUGCGGGCCAGGACGCCUGUUCGGAGGAUUCAGGCUGCUCCAAGCGGGGGCUCCUGGGGCGUUGUGUGCUCCGUGGCAAGACUCCCGCGGCCUUUUUGGAGGUGUUGACGGAGAAGGAGGUGGAGGAGUGCCGGGCGGUCGAGGACAGGGUCCUGCGCGAGCUCGAAGCAAGCCGGGCGGAGGCGGAAGUGUGGUUGGCCGACAGCGCCGCGUGGGACAAGCGCCCUUUGGCCCAGAUGGAGGCCAUCUGGGACAUUCGGGAGGCGGCGGAAAGAGGCGUGUGGGCGGGGGCGCGGAGCGAUCUGGACCGGGGGCCGCGAAGCACUCGGCGCCGUGACCGGGAGCGGAAGCGGGAGGUCGACGAGGCUUGGAGGCGACUUGAGGCUGCGAUGGUCAAGCGUGGUUUGAAGCCUGCCACUUAG
This is a messenger RNA of Epithele typhae, 933 nucleotides long. RefSeq lists its product as uncharacterized. The record is from RefSeq and is a predicted model, not a curated record. The transcript has a single exon. Bases 1 to 933 code for a protein of 310 amino acids. NCBI's taxonomy places the organism in Eukaryota, Fungi, Basidiomycota, Agaricomycetes, Polyporales, Epitheliaceae.